Cladophialophora carrionii CBS 160.54 is the source of this 2187-nucleotide messenger RNA. RefSeq lists its product as uncharacterized. NCBI's taxonomy places the organism in Eukaryota, Fungi, Ascomycota, Eurotiomycetes, Chaetothyriales, Herpotrichiellaceae. The transcript has a single exon. Gene Ontology annotation, molecular function: syntaxin binding. Gene Ontology annotation, biological process: intracellular protein transport; vesicle-mediated transport. The coding region runs from base 1 to 2187 and encodes 728 amino acids. The record is from RefSeq and is a predicted model, not a curated record. Gene Ontology annotation, cellular component: secretory granule; plasma membrane.
AUGACUUCCUCAAUCCUCGACAUCCAGCGGAAUAUCAUACUCGACACGAUCCGUGCGACCAGCGGGCGCGACUGGAAAAUUCUGAUCCUCGACGAGCAGAGUAAGCGGCUGAUAUACAAUGCCACUAAGGAAGAUGAUAUACUCAACUGCAACAUUAUCAAUAUCGAGUCCAUCGAAGACCGCAGGCAAGGCUCGUCCGACACCGACGCCAUCUACCUCCUCUCACCUCUACCGCACAUAGUCGAGUGUCUUAAGGCCGACUUGAGUCGCAGGAGAUACCGCCGAGCGUACUUGAUAUGGACCUCGCAGUUACCAAGGGGUUUGGGAGAGGAACUCUUUCGCUCCGAGUCCAGAGCACAGUUAAUCGCCGACUCACGAACGCUCAAUGUCGAGUACUUCCCAAGAGAGGCAAAUCUAGUCACAUUUCGAGAGCCAUGGAGUUUUCAUCUCCUCUUCCAUUCAGCCUGCGACUCGCUGGUUAAGAACCACCUGGACGCAAUAACGCAGAAACUGGUGUCUAUGUGCGUGUCCCUGGGCGAAUACCCUUUGAUACGGUUCUACAAGCCCAGGGAGCACGAGAGACAUGCGGCAGAUGUGCUAUGCUAUCAUCUCGCCAGCUUUGUCCAGAGCGCGUUGGACGACUACGCCCGGGAUCCUCGAAACGACUUUCCUCCCCAGAACCAAGGAAAUAGGCCACGGGCGGUGCUAUUGAUCACGGACCGCUCGAUGGAUCUAAUGUCACCAUUUGUCCAUGAACUGACAUACCAAGCAAUGGCCAUGGACCUUCUGCCCAUCCGAGACGACGAUGACAAGAUCACAUACCGCAACAUCAUCCGCCGUGGUCAACCUGACCAAGAAGAGAAGGAGGUCGAAAUCACCGAAAAGGACAACCUUUGGGUGGCUCACCGGCACAUGCACAUGAAAGAUCUGCUGGUGCAGCUGAGUGAGGAGUUCAAGAAAUUCCAGGCAAAGAAUCCUCAAUUUGCCGAUAAUGACGGCCAGCCGGCGAGUAUCAACACCAUCAAGGACAUGUUGGCUGGACUGCCGGAAUUCCAAGAAGGCAAAGAAGCCUUCUCGCUACACAUCGACAUGGCCGAGAAGUGCGCCAAAAUAUUCGCAGACCACAAAUUGUUGGAUGUCGUCUCAGUCGAGCAAUCGUUGGCGACCGGCGUGGACGAGGACAACAAGAAGCCCAAAAAUUUGGCAGAUCAAGUUGUCAGGCUGCUGGAUGACGACAGUGUUGUGCACGAAGAUCGAGUCCGGUUACUGAUAUUGUACGUUCUGUACAAGCACGGCAUUCUGCGAGGCGACAUCGAGAAGCUGCGUUGCCACGGCGAACUCUCCCCCAUGGAUGGCGAGAUCAUCUACAACCUAAUAACAUUGGGUGCCCGGGUCGAAAAGCAGCUCAAGGACACGACGCCGCCUCCACCACCCUUGUUCCCUCCUAAGCUUCGAGACAGUACUAGCAAUAUGGAAGAAGUGAGCCUCUCCCGCUUCGAACCCGCCCUUCGAUACAUGCUCGAGGAACAAUGUCAAGGCACGUUAGACGCAAACGUCUUCCCGCCCAUAAAACCUCACCUCAACGACCCUAACAGCCAAAUGAAUCUUUCGCAGAGUUCGUUGCGCAACGCAGGGAAACCAACCUGGGCACAAGCGCGAUCGCAGACAAACAAGCCGCGUCAACGUAUUAUUGUCUUCAUGGGUGGCGGCGCAACCUAUGCCGAGGCGAGAGCUUGCUACGAAGUCUCCCGCAUGGCCGGGAAAGAAAUCUUCCUGGCAACGACCCAUAUGCUCACACCCAAAUCUUUCCUCCGCCAAGUAAGUCUGCUAAGUGCAGGAAGGAAACAGCUCGACCUGCCCAUGGACCGCGCGCCACCGAGGUUGCCUGCUUGGAUGAGUGAACCUCCUCCGCAGGCUCAGCAGCCGAAACCUCCUCAACCCGGGCCUAAUGGCCGUGCCCCUGCUCCGCCCACUUCAGCAAUGGCAAAUAUGAAUCUAGGAGGCGGCAGGGGCGGUGCCCCACACAACGGCGUCCGCCCUGGCGUCGGCACAGCGCCUGGGCCCGCUCGACCAGCCCAACCGGCGCCAAUGCCGAAACCGUACGCUUCGCCCGACGAAGGGUUUCCCGCUAAAUUGAAGAAGGAUAAGGAGAAGAAGCACCAUCUGGGGCUGUUCAAGAAGCAUUAG